UCAACAACACAAAAACGACAUCCAAAUUCCAACCAAACCGGAAGCCAUUCUCUCCUUUCCUCCCCAACCUCUAUUCCGGCUCAUAGUGCCAGCCUCGCCGGCGGUGAUGGACCCCACGCCUUCCGGCAACAAGAAGAGGCAUCUUCACAUUCACACUCAUGGAAGCUCAAGAGCUCGUACAACAGGUGGCUGCCUUGACCACAACGUCCUCUGCAUCAUUUUCUCCUUCCUUGACCUCUUCGACCUCGCUCACUGCUCCGUUGUCUGCAAAUCUUGGCAUGUGGUUAUCAACAAGUCUAAGCUGCUUCAAGUCUUUUACAUGAAGCAGCAGAAAUUGGAUGGUUCUACGAGUUUGGAGAAGCCUCUGAAUGUGUAUUUGGAGGAGCUGGCUAUGGAGCGCCAUAAAUUGGCUUUGGCUAAAGGAUCGGUUGUUGUUAAUCAGUGGAGAGGCCAUUCAAUUGGGGCGAAUCAAUGUCGAAUGAAGAGGGGAUUGCUUCUUACUGGUGGAGGUGAUAAGGUUAUGCGUCUGUGGUCAUUAGGAAACUAUAAAUGUUUGGAAGAGUAUUCAACACCAGACUCAACCUCUGUAGUUGACUUUGAUUUUGAUGAAUCUAAGAUUGUUGGAUUACUUGGCACUCGUAUAUGUAUAUGGAGGCGAGAUGGGGCAAGAAGUGUAUUUCCUCCUCGUGAGGGUACCUUUUCCAAGGGUUUAUGCAUGCGAUACUUGGAUCCUGAGGCUGUGGUUGGGUGUGAAGAUGGAACAGUUCGUGUAUUCGAUAUGUACAGUAAGAAAUGCUCUCGGAUAAUUAGGAUGCAUACCGGGCCAGUGACGUGCUUAUGUAUGAGCGACGAUCAACUGGUACUCAGCGGUUCUUCUCUAGGCAAUGUCAGCAUCUCAAGUCUUUCCUCCGAUCAACAGGUUUCCAAGCUAAGAACAAGAGAUUCCACAGACUUGAGGGCUUUGUGUUUCAAUCCACGCUCUCACUUGGUAUUUGCGGGAGUAACUUCUGGAAAUAUGUCUUGUUGGGACAUUAGGACAAUGAGAAUUUUAUGGGAAAAUCGAGUUAGCCCCAACGUUUUGUACUCCUUGCAACACCUAAGAAAUGACUCAUCAACAUUAGUUGUGGGCGGGAUAGACGGUAUACUGCGUGUUCUGAACCAGAACACAGGUGAAGUUGUUUCCAGAAUUGUUUUGGCAGGAAGCAUUUCGAGCUCUCGAGACAAGAAUGGAAUAGUUGUGAGAACAAGAGGAGCAAGGCUUGCAGAAGAUGUUCACAUUGACAGUGUUCCGAAAAUUAUUCGACCUCCCAUAACUUGCUUGGCUGUUGGGAUGAAAAAGGUUGUCACCACACAUAAUACCAAGUUCAUCAGGUUGUGGAAAUUUAGCUAACUUUACAUAGAUAUUAUUCCACAAUUUAGGAAUAGUUGAAUAAUGUAUUUUAUUGGAUUUUCUAGUGUCUACUCAAAACUAGUAUAUUUUUGCUCCAUCAAGAAAGAAACAAGGGAUUUUGGGAGAAGAUUUUCCCAAAUAAUUUAUAGAAUAGAAAAAUAUGUAUGAACAACUACUAUAUUGUGUACCAUAUCCACAGCUCCCUUUGGAUUUUUUUU
This is a messenger RNA of Cannabis sativa, 1608 nucleotides long. RefSeq names its product F-box/WD-40 repeat-containing protein At3g52030. Bases 107 to 1390 code for a protein of 427 amino acids. The record is from RefSeq and is a predicted model, not a curated record. The transcript has 9 exons. Lineage: Eukaryota; Viridiplantae; Streptophyta; Magnoliopsida; Rosales; Cannabaceae. Gene Ontology annotation, molecular function: protein binding.